AUGCAAACCUCGGUCUCGGACCUAAAAGCUCUCAGCAUUCUCCGAGUCUCGGCAUCCAACCCGCCAAGCGUGAUGCUCACGACCGCGUAUCGCGACGCGUUACGAGUAGCGUUACGAGGAGGCGGGGAACAUCGGUCGUUUGGACUUCCUGUUCCUUCUCGGGGGUCAUCACAAAUGAGCAUUGAACAAUUGGACAGGAAGGCGUUGGAGCAUUGGGAGACUAUACUUCAUUAUAUGGUGGAUACCAAUUCCUCUGCGCAACGUCCUGGUGGAGGUGCAUUGCACUUGUUGGUCGCAGGCGGCUGGCUCGAAGAGGGUCGAGGAGGGGGCGGACACGAGAUCACUUCUACUGGAUUCCAAUUUUUGCUACAAUCACCGCGAGCGCAGUUAUGGGAUAUUUUGCUUCAGUACCUUCAUAUGUCGGACGCGAGAAGGAUGGACAUUGCUGAAGUUCUUAGCUUCUUGUUCAUGCUUUCCUUGAUGAAACUUGGUCAGGAAUACUCUUGCGAUAAUUUAUCUCCCACCCAAAAUGCAAUGAUGACGGAUCUCAAGGAUUAUGGGAUUGUAUAUGUAUCGCACAACGCGAACAAAUCUUUUUACCCGACCCGACUUGCAACGACGUUGACUUCCUCCCUGCCCCCGCUCCCGCCUUCAACAUCCGCCACUGGUGCCGAUCCCUCCGACCGAGGGUUUAUCAUUUUGGAAACCAACUACCGAUUAUACGCCUAUACAGAUAACCCACUCCAAACUUCGGUCUUGAAUCUCUUCGUAGCGCUUCGCUCACGAUUCCCCAAUCUUGUCGUUGGACAUAUCACACGAGAAAGCGUAAAGCGUGCAUUGGGUAAAGGCAUUUCUGCUGAACAACUACUUGGAGACGCACGCACAUCCCCAGAUGCGUCGGCAGUUACGGUGCAAGAUCAAAUACGUCUUUGGGAAAUGGAACAAAAUCGGGUGCAGGAAGCGGAAGGGUACCUGUACACCGAGUUUGGCUCGCAACCGGAUUAUGAGUUGGUUCUCCGCUACGCAAAAGAAAUGGACCUGGUUUUGUAUGAGAACGCUCGAGAUCGGCAGUUCUUUGCCAAGGCGGAUGGACAUGCACUUAUCAAGCAACUAGGAGUGGAUGUAGUCUAUAUAGCCCCUGACCCCUGUGGCUCCGAACUGGAUCAUCCUCCAGCUUAUCCCAAUUCCCCCAAUUCUUUUGACUCUGACUCUUCUGAUUCUGAAGGAGAUUCCAACUCUGGCUCUAGCAGUGGAGAACUCCCAUGGGAACUUAGUUAUUACCGCCCACCAACUGUUGCCCAAGCGCAGACAGCACUUGCCACACUUGAUUCUGCACGCCGGACCCAACUUCCAUCAGGUGGAUACAAGUACAAAGACCUGGACCGGAUCACUGCUGAGCGAUACACUGCAAUACAAGCCUGUCUGAACCAAUUCCUUGAGGCUGAGCCAAAAGGAAAGAAAUUUAUUCAGGCAUCCAAGGAUGCAGCACGUAUGCAUAAUCGAAGAGAUACAUAUGCCCGAACAAUCCGUAAAUGGACCCGUCGACUCAUCAAUUAUGGUGACUUACCUGGGAAUAUCCGAGGUUGGUGGAAUGUAUCCACACUGGAGGAUGAGGAUGUGUCAUCUGCAAUCAGGCUUCACUUACAGAAAGCUGGGAAGUUGGCGGGUGCACAGGAUGUGGUGGACUUUCUGUCUGAUCCAGAGGUUCGGAAAACACUGGACAUCAAGAAAAAGAUUAGUCUUCGAACAGCACAACGCUGGCUCUCUCGGGCUGGUUUUUCUUGGCGAUCUGAACCUGUGGGCCAAUACUUUGAUGGUCACGAACGACAAGAUGUAGUUGAAUACCGGCAAAAGGUAUACAUACCUUUCCUGAAGAAAAUCAAGCGGCGGCGAAUAAUUUAUAAUCGGGAUGGUGUUGAAGAUCCUACACGUCCAUUGCGAUUACUACCUGGCGAGAAACCCAUCAUUUUGUGGUUUCACAACAAGACAAUUUUUUACGCAAACGAUCGUCGUAAAGUUCGAUGGGUCUUUGUUGGAGAAAGCCCAGUACCACACAAGAAAGGAGAGGGGUGUAGUUUAAUGGUGGCCAACUUUGUGUGUGCAGAGUUUGGGUGGUUGCGUGGACCGAAUGGUGAAUCUGCGAGAGUAACAAUGUUUCCCGGGGGCAACAAAGAUGGAUGGUUUACAAACGACCGUGUCAUUCUUCAACUAGAGGAUGCUGUCAAAAUUGUCAACGAACACUUCCCCCAGUUCACUCACAUAUUUGUGUACGACAAUGCUCCUUUGCACACGAAACGCUCGCUUUCCUCACUUUCCGCUUAUGGAAUGCCCAAGGGUCCGCUUCUGGACUGGCCUUACUACAAGGACAAGGACGACAAACGCGUGUUUGUGAGAAUGGAGAAUGGUUUUCUCCCAGACGGCUCACCCCAGGAGUUCUAUGACCCAAACGAACCCAAUCGUUUCAAGGGAAUGUCGUGGAUUCUUCGAGAGCGCGGUCUCGGUCAUCUUGCCGAUUUGAACGCAGUUUGCACGAAGGGAUGUGAACCAGGGAAGACUGACUGUUGCUGUCGUCGGGUAAUGAUGAACCAGCCAGAUUUCAAUAAUCGUGAAUCAGGCUUACAAGAGGCUGCUCGAGAGCUGGGAACUGAAGUGGUAUUUCUCCCAAAGUACCACUGUGAGCUGAGUAUGAUAGAGCAAGUCUGGGGAUACGCAAAAAGAGACUAUCGAGAUAAUCCCCCUAAUAGUAGCUCAAAAAAGUUGAAGGAGAACGCACUAAAGGCAUUAGAAUCACCCCCAAUUUUAUCGAUGCGCAAGUUCGCUGCUCGUUCUCAACGUUUUGCCGAUGGAUAUGACCAUGGUAUGGACGGGUCCCAAGCUGCUGCGUGGGCUACAACGAUAUUCAAACAUCACCGAGAGACCCCAGCACAUAUUCCGUACGACGAGAUUGCUCCUAACUAUAUGGCCGCUGCAUUCUCUCGCGAAAUUCAAUAUGUAUAUCCCAACCUUCGUCAGGCUGUCAUCGCCGCGACACGUUAUGUUGUGACUGGCAAUCAUGCAGCCCUGAACCCACAAAGAUAUCCGAACCUUGCUCCAAUUGACCAAGCGUUGAAUGCCCCACAAAUGACCUUUGAAGUGGGUCCGCAGACGGGAAAAAUAGUUGGAGUUGGCAUUCCAGGAAAACGAGUAGUCGAUCACAAAUAUCUGCCUGACGAUUUUUUGCGCAUCGACUAUGUCAUGAUAAAUUAUAGACUGGCGCCCAGAAACGAUCCAGCUUAUGAUAAGUCCAAGAAGGAGUUUGAUCGACAGGUCGCAGAAUACAGGAGAACCAAAGGCAACCUAGGGAUCCAUUUCAAUGCCCAUUAUGUACAGGGAGGAAGCAUUGUAGACAGCGAUGCCCACCCAGCUUUCGCCGCAUAUAUACAGAAUGACCUAAACAAUCAACGCCCAGAGGAACUAGAGGCGGAGUACAAUGGAUAUGUGCAGCGUAUGCAACGUUAUGGGGCAGGCGCGAUCUGGGACAAGUGGAGGAGCGGGGCCACAUUUUAA
Molecule: messenger RNA, 3546 nt
Organism: Rhizoctonia solani
Lineage: Eukaryota; Fungi; Basidiomycota; Agaricomycetes; Cantharellales; Ceratobasidiaceae
Product: RNA polymerase II transcription factor B subunit 2
Exons: 18
Coding region: 1-3546 (1181 amino acids)
Biological process (GO): nucleotide-excision repair
Cellular component (GO): transcription factor TFIIH core complex; transcription factor TFIIH holo complex
Molecular function (GO): double-stranded DNA binding; ATPase activator activity
Source: RefSeq, a predicted model, not a curated record